AUGUCAUCUAAAGGCUGGCUCGACAUCCACGCACAUUUCUAUCUUCCUCAAUCACCCAGUGAAGCAGAGGCACUCGCUAAGGCCUUUCGAGAUGUUUGCUUCAUGAUUGACCGUCCAGUAACGUGGAAUGUCCAGUCAAUUCUCGACUACAACAACCGUGCAAAUAUCCAGAUGCAGAUGCUCUCAUACAUCCCACAAAACAACCCUGAAAAGCUUAUAGCAGCCAAUAACUACGCAGCGAGGCUUGUGAAAGAAAAUCCGGACCGUUUUGGGCUUCUGGGAGCACUCCCGACUGACGACCCGGACCUGUGUCUAAAAGAGAUUGAGCGGUUGACGGCUCUCGACAUACCUGCUGAUGGCUUCGCGACAAGUACGAUUUUCAACGACGUUGGUUUGGGGGAUCCCCGUCUUGAUCCGGUUUGGAAAGAUCUCAAUGCUCGCAAAGCAGUUGUGCAUAUCCAUCCAAACGCCGGAUCACAGCCAUCGCACGGCCGUCCGUCACCAGUAAUUGAGGUGGCUUUUGAUACAGCGCGAACAGUUGUGGACAUGCUCUAUAAUGGUGUUUUCCGUCGUUAUCCGAAUAUCAAAUUUGUCCUAGGCCAUUGUGGCGGCGCUCUUCCUGUUUUAUCUGGUCGAUUGUCAUUGCUCGGAACAGAAUCGUGGGUGCCUAACCCGAACAAGCUUACAAGGAGGGAAAUCGAGCAGCAACUUGGUCGUCUUUAUGUUGAUACAGCCGCUACUGCAAAGACGGGACUUUCGCCUGCUGUGCAGAUGGUGGGUGUUGAUCAUGUCAUAUACGGAGCGGACUGUGGAGUGCCAUGUUCAACCGAGUUGACCAUGGAGGAGAACAAAACUGAUGUUCUGGAUUGGGAAUUGAAGAAUGAUGUCCCAAAAGGUACAAUUUUGACGAACGGGUGGCCGCUAUUCCCUCAAGCCGCCAUAAGAGCGGGCAUAGAAUUGUAG
This is a messenger RNA of Talaromyces amestolkiae, 963 nucleotides long. RefSeq lists its product as uncharacterized. Gene Ontology annotation, biological process: secondary metabolic process. The coding region runs from base 1 to 963 and encodes 320 amino acids. Gene Ontology annotation, molecular function: hydrolase activity; carboxy-lyase activity. Lineage: Eukaryota; Fungi; Ascomycota; Eurotiomycetes; Eurotiales; Trichocomaceae. Gene Ontology annotation, cellular component: cytoplasm. The record is from RefSeq and is a predicted model, not a curated record. The transcript has a single exon.